Messenger RNA from Sparassis crispa, 561 nucleotides. RefSeq lists its product as hypothetical. The transcript has a single exon. The record is from RefSeq and is a predicted model, not a curated record. Bases 1 to 561 code for a protein of 186 amino acids. Lineage: Eukaryota; Fungi; Basidiomycota; Agaricomycetes; Polyporales; Sparassidaceae.
AUGGACGAGAUUCAUGCCUAUGUUAAAAAGGCCCUCACCAAUCAUCCAGACCUUGCACCUGCAUUACAACUGAACCUCACCCGAAAGUGCUUCAUUAGAGAGUGGGUUGAUCUGGCCGUUCGAGCUUUGAUUCGGACUUCUUGGCAUCAGCUGUUGAGAGAGGAUUGGGAUCUUAUAGGCAUAGAUGCAUUAUUCCUCAUUCAAACGGCCAAAGCUAGCAUCGACGCUCACCGCAUGACUUGUGCGAUCAACCCACCACCUGUCAUUCACACACUGUGGUGCCUCGAUGAAGAGGAUUGUACAAAGGCAUGGAAGGACGCAUGGUUUGGAACCUGGGAUCGUCCAAGCAUCAUGCUGGCUUUGAUACAUCCUGAUAUCCACGUUCCUGGGGCUGAUAUUGUUGCACGUCUGGAGAAGUUGAAUACAGGAGAGAUGUCCAAGGAUUGUCGAGAAUGCACCAUUGCACGUGUCAUUGGGUCGGCAUUGCAGAAGAGCAUUCUGCGCAAGGAGGAGGAUAUAAUUUCAUGGGUAAUUGCAGAGGUUGGACACACUUUGCUCUGA